This is a messenger RNA of Symbiodinium pilosum, 546 nucleotides long. NCBI's taxonomy places the organism in Eukaryota, Dinophyceae, Suessiales, Symbiodiniaceae. The record is from the annotation of a GenBank genome assembly.
AUGUCUGACUGGCGCGCGCGCCGACAUACAUUAGACAUGGUUGCCGAGCCAAAUCAUGCAGAGGACAAGAAGAAUAGAAAGGAGAGCCCUGUUGACAUGGGCUUCGAGGCGGCCUUGGCAGCAGCUGCCAAGGAGCGUGCAGAAGCAGAAGCUUCAGGCAGCUGUGGCAAAGGUGAAGAAGUUACGAAGAAGCUGAAGCCCAAAGUUGGCUCCAGCAGCACAAAGAGCCAACAAGAAUCCACAGCCCAAGCGGGUGGCGCUUCAAAGCCAAAUUCGCUGCUAGCUUCCGGCAAGGGCGAGGUGGUCGAUGCAUUCUCCUACGACCCAACGAAAAAGCCCGAUGCCGAUUACUCUAAGCCCGAUCCGCUGUCUAUUGCCAACUCCGGCCUGGAUAUCCAGCGACGCAUCUACGAGCAAGAUCGCAGUGAGUACAGCGCCGACCAGCUUCGCCGCUGCGACGCCAUCGCCCGCGGCAAAAGGUGGGGUAGGCAAAAAGUAGUUGAAUUGGGGUUAUAUAAAGGUAAUAUACGGGUGAUAUUGGGGUAA